AUGUCCUCCCAGCAGAAGAUCGCCAUCGUCUCAGUCUAUGACAAGACCGGUCUUCUGGACCUGGCUAAGGGCCUUGUCCAGCAGAAUGUUCGAAUUCUCGCUUCCGGAGGCACCUCCAAGAUGAUCCGAGAGUCUGGAUUCCCUGUCGAGGACGUCUCUGCCAUCACCAAGGCCCCCGAGAUGCUUGCUGGUCGUGUCAAGACGCUUCACCCUGCCGUCCAUGCAGGUAUCCUGGCCCGUGAUCUCGCCUCCGACGAGAAGGACCUCGCCGAGCAGAACAUCAACAAGGUCGAUUAUGUCAUCUGCAACCUCUACCCCUUCAAGGAUACCGUCGCCAAGAUCAACGUCAGCAUCCCUGAGGCGGUUGAGGAGAUUGACAUAGGUGGUGUUACUCUUAUCCGUGCUGCCGCCAAGAACCACAAGCGCGUCACUAUCCUCAGCGACCCUAACGACUACGCUGGUUUCCUCAAGGAGCUCGAGAAGGGCGAGAUCACUGAGGCCAGCCGUAACCGCUAUGCUCUCAAGGCUUUCGAGCAUACUGCCGACUACGAUGCUGCUAUCUCCCAGUUCUUCCGCAAGGAGUACGCCGGCAACGGCGAACAAUACACUGCCCUUCGAUAUGGCGCCAACCCUCACCAGAAGCCUGCCGCCGCCUAUGUUUCCGAGGGUAACCUGCCCUUCAAGGUCCUGUGCGGCUCGCCCGGCUACAUCAACCUCCUCGACUCCCUAAACGCCUGGCCUCUGGUCAAGGAGCUCAAGAAGGCUCUUGGCAAGCCUGCUGCUGCCAGCUUCAAGCACGUCUCUCCCGCUGGUGCUGCCAUCGGCCUGCCCCUUACCGAGGACGAGAAGAAGGUUUACUUUGUCCAUGACAUCGAGGGUAUUGAUGAGUCCAGCCUCGCCCAGGCCUAUGCUCGUGCUCGAGGAGCCGAUCGUAUGAGCAGCUUCGGCGAUAUGAUCGCCCUCAGCGAUGUAGUUGACGUUCCUACUGCCCGCAUCAUCUCCAAGGAGGUCUCUGAUGGUGUUAUUGCUCCUGGCUACGAAGAUGCCGCUCUUGAGAUCCUCAAGAAGAAGAAGGGAGGCCGAUAUCUCGUUCUUCAAAUCGACCCCGAAUACAACCCCCCUGCUACCGAGACCCGCACCGUCUACGGCAUUAACCUCCAGCAGCACCGCAACGAUGUCGAGAUCACCCCCAAGCACUUCACCACAAUUAUCACCCCGAAGGACACUGCUUCUCUCCCAGAGAGCGCCGCUCGCGAUCUGACCAUUGCCACCAUUACUCUUAAGUACACUCAAAGCAACUCCGUGUGCUACGCAUACAAUGGCCAGGUUGUUGGUCUCGGUGCUGGCCAACAGUCCCGAAUUCAUUGCACUCGACUCGCCGGUGACAAGGCCGACAACUGGUGGAUGCGAUUCCAUGAGCGUGUUCUCGGCAUCAAGUGGAAGAAGGGUACCAAGCGACCCGACAAGAGUAACGCCAUCGACCUGCUCGUCAGUGGCCAGCUCCCCAAGGACGGUCCUGAGCGCGAAGCGUUUGAGGGUGUCUUCGAGGAGGUCCCAGCUGCCUUCACCCCUGAGGAACGUGAGGCUUGGAUGAAGCAGCUUAAGGAUGUUUGCGUUUCCAGCGACGCUUUCUUCCCCUUCAUUGACAACGUCUUCCGCGUUGCUCAGUCAGGGGCCAAGUAUGUUGCCGCUCCGGGUGGUAGCCAAAACGAUGCCGCCGUAUUCGAUACCGCUGAGAAGCUGGGCAUUACCUUUGUUGAGCAGAACAUUCGUCUGUUCCACCACUAA
Molecule: messenger RNA, 1788 nt
Organism: Fusarium tjaetaba
Lineage: Eukaryota; Fungi; Ascomycota; Sordariomycetes; Hypocreales; Nectriaceae
Product: bifunctional purine biosynthesis ADE17
Exons: 3
Coding region: 1-1788 (595 amino acids)
Biological process (GO): 'de novo' IMP biosynthetic process
Cellular component (GO): cytosol
Molecular function (GO): phosphoribosylaminoimidazolecarboxamide formyltransferase activity; IMP cyclohydrolase activity
Source: RefSeq, a predicted model, not a curated record